This is a messenger RNA of Bactrocera latifrons, 866 nucleotides long. RefSeq names its product peptidoglycan-recognition protein LB-like. The record is from RefSeq and is a predicted model, not a curated record. Gene Ontology annotation, biological process: peptidoglycan catabolic process; innate immune response. Gene Ontology annotation, molecular function: N-acetylmuramoyl-L-alanine amidase activity; zinc ion binding; peptidoglycan binding. Lineage: Eukaryota; Metazoa; Arthropoda; Insecta; Diptera; Tephritidae.
CACGGUCAUCACUUGGAGCCGCUUCGGCUAUACUCGAUUCGCUUAUAGCCAAGCGCUUAAAACUGGCUCAAAUAUAUUGUAAAUAUAUAAGAAAAAAAAGCGUACAUACAAAUAUAUUUUAGCGUAGCAGGAAAACAAUGAAGACCCGCCUUGCUGUAGUGCGUGUACUUGUGGCCCUUACGUCAAUUUGCCUUUUGAACCGAGAUAUUACCACCUACGCCKCUCCCGCAGAGAUCGGCGACAGUCAAUGGAAGUUGAUAGAACGCAGCGAUUGGCACGCACGUCCGCCAAAGGAUCGAGCAACUUUUGCCGGAGCCGCGCCGUUCAUCAUCAUACACCACUCGUAUAAGCCCGGUAUGGCGCUGUCAGAAUCGGAUUGUCAUCUGGCCAUGCAGCAGAUACAAGACUUUCACAUWGAUGAACGSCAWUGGUCCGAUAUUGGCUAUAGCUAUGCAAUUUGCGGUGAUGGCAAUGUAUACGAGGGCCGCGGUGCCAACGUGGUCGCAGCUCAUGCGCCUCACUACAACAAUCGCAGCAUUGGACUGCUGCUAAUAGGCGAUUUUACCGAAGCACUGCCACCGUCCAGCAUGUUGGAAGUGGCGCUGGAUUUUAUACAGUUCUCUGUGGAUUGCGGCUUUUUGCGUGAGGAUUACAUUUUAUAUGGACAUCGGCAAGUGCGCAAUGGCACCAACUGUCCAGGCGAUGCACUGUAUGCCGCGAUACAAAAAUGGCCGCAUUGGCAAGAGGAUGUAGAAGACAUAGCUUACUUGUAGAGUGUGCGUGCGUGCGGCCCAGUGAACAAAGUAAUUGCCGCAGGAUUAAAGUAUCGACCCUUGCAGUAUUAAGAAAAAAAAAUUUAAAAAAAA